AGGAUGUAUAUAUAGUUAGUUGGGCUCGAACCGUGGAACGUGCAGUAAGAGGGACGCCACUUUUCAAAAAAAAUCGUCUCAUGAAAAACGAAGCAACAAUCAAAUAAAGGCAGUGCAAUGUCUUUAAAAAUAAGGAUAACGCUCCUUAUUGGAAUAAUAAGUGCAGCGGUUUCUCAGACAGCUUAUUACAAUGAAAUCGAACACAGAUGUCCUAAGCCAUGGAUCAUGUUCCAAGACUCCUGCUAUCGAUUCAUAAAAAGUUUUAGGCCAAGAGAAGAUGCCAGGAGAAAUUGUCUAGCUUACCAAAGUGAUUUGCUUUCCAUCAACUCUCUUGAUGAACAUGGCAACAUACUUCGUGAAUUGUUUCUACAAGAUCCGCAGCAUCGAAAAUGGUACACUGGAAUAAAGCUGCAAGGUGCCUAUUGGACAAACGAAGAUGGCACUCAGUUGAUCAACAUGGAAAACGCAUUUUUACCUGAAAAACCAGAUAAUUACUAUGGAAAAGAUUAUCUCGUCUAUGGGUACAGCGAAGGCCUGAAACGUUGGGGCUUGGAGAAAGUCAAUGGACAGGAUGCUUAUUAUUAUAUUUGUGAAGCACCUGCUAUCAACUUGCAGUAUCUACACACAGAUGACCGUACUUAUCAGUACGGUAUUGAAAUUAAUGAUCCAUUAAAAAUACCAAGGGGUCCUACAUUUACAAAGCAGCCAGAAAAUAAAGUUUUUGAUGUCACUAAGAGAGUAGUAAAUAACGAUGUAACCUUAAGUUGUUUAGCAGAUGGGUACCCAACACCUACAUAUGAAUGGUUUAAAGAAGACUUUGAAAAUGACAGAUUGGUUUCCAAAAAAAUUGAUCCAUUAUCUCAUAAUAGAUAUACUAUCAGUGGAGGAACUCUUAUUAUUUUCUCUCCAAAUCAGACUGAAGAUCGUGGAACUUAUCAUUGUAAAGCAACUAAUAAGUUUGGAACCAUAAGAUCAGAAAGUGUUGAGUUGUCCUUUGGAUACAUUCUGGAAUUCAAUCUUAAACGUCCAGAAGAACGAGGUGAUGAACAUUGGGGUAAAGCUGUUUAUUGUGAUCCUCCGCAACAUUUCCCAGGUGUCAAAUAUUACUGGGCAAGAGAAGCAUUCCCAUACUUUGUAGAUGAUGAUAAUGAAAGACUUUUUGUAUCAAAUGAUGGUGCCUUAUACUUUUCAACUCUUGAAAAGAUUGAUCAAGCCAACUACUCUUGUAACGUACAAAGCACUGCCUCUGAUACUGGUCGUAAUGGACCAUUCUUUCCACUUUAUGUCAGUCCACAUUUGACUCCUCAGCAUCUCAAAUUCCCAAAUAAUUUCCCAAAGAUAUUCCCUGAAGCCCCAAUUGCUGGUGACCAAGUUAGGAUGGAAUGCAUAGCUUUUGGAUUCCCAGUGCCUUCUUACAAUUGGACGCGAUUGGGUGCUGAACUGCCUCGCGGUUCUUAUCUGACGAACCACAACCGUGUUCUUAUCAUUCCUAAGGUGCGCAUCGAAGAUCAAGGAGAGUAUGUCUGUCGCGCCCGCAACGAGAAGAUCUCUAUCAAGAACUCAGUCUACUUGUCGAUCCAAGCUGCGCCCAAUUUCACAGUUCCCUUGGACGACAAACAUAUGGACAACAGAGGUGAGCUCACAUGGGUAUGCGAAGCUUUCGGUAUUCCAGACGUUACGUACAACUGGCUGAAAAACGGCGAGGUUUUGGAUAUGUACACCAUUCCGCCUGAGGACAGAGACCGAUACUUUAUACAAGACAACGUACUGAAGAUCAAAUCGUUGGAUCCUGAGAGGGACGAAGGCAUGUUCCAGUGUGAGGCUAAGAAUCAGCUCAAAACAAGAUAUUCAUCAGCUCAACUGAGAGUUUUGUCGUUAAAGCCAUCGUUUAAGAAGCGUCCGCUGGAGCCUGAGACUUACGCUGCUGAGGGCGGUAAUGUUACGUUGAUUUGUAAUCCAGAAGCUGCGCCCAGACCAAAGUUCACGUGGAAAAAGGACGGUAACGUGUUGGGAAGCGGAGGCAGAAGGCGCAUUACCGAUACUGGCAGCCUAAUCAUCAGUCCUGUUUCUAGAGAUGAUGAGGGCACUUAUGUCUGUCAGGUUUCGAACGAAUACGGCAAUGACGAAUCGCGUGGUCGAUUAAUUGUUCUGAACGGACCAGUGUUGAUCGAGUCGUUGCCGCCUACUAUCAGAACUGCUGUCAAUCUCAAUCAAACUUUGCGCUGCAUGGCCUACACCGACGAGAUGCUAGAUGUUGCUUACAUCUGGAUGCAUAAUGAUAUGCGCAUACGCGAUAAGGAUCUCAAAGCCAACCCUCAUAUCGUAAUAAACGGUGGUCAAUUGGACAUUAUCAACGCGACAUUUGCUGAAGCUGGCGAUUACGAGUGCAUCGUGAAAAGCACUGUAGGCCGAAUUUCCUCGCGCACUACCAUCACAAUCGAAGGCCCACCAGGACCACCUGGUGGUAUUCAGGUGCUCAACGUAGUCAAAACUUCUGUCGAUCUUAGCUGGACGGACGGCGCCUAUAACGGAAGGCCAAUAGACAGAUACACCAUCAGUGCCAAAACGAAUUGGAAUCAGACAUGGUUCAAUCUUACUGAAGAUUUUACAGCAUAUACAAUCGGAGAUAGAAACACUGGCCGGAAGCGAGCACAUCUCGAGAACGUUCUCCGUCCAUUCACCACCUACGAAUUUCGCAUUCAGGCCGGAAAUGAGCUAGGCUACGGUCCACCCUCAUUACCUUCGCCUCAGUAUAGCACACCAUCGGACAAGCCAAUUGUUGCUCCCUCGAACAUCAGAGGUGGUGGAGGCAAGUUGGGCGAUCUGACCAUCAAAUGGGAUCCGCUGAAGUCUUCCGAACAAUAUGGCCCAGGCAUAUUCUACAAGGUGUACUGGCGCCGCAAGAAGGGCGAAAGCGAAUUCCAGUCGCUUGCACUCAAAGAGCAUGGAAAUGUGGGAAUGUCUGUCGUGCCGAUACAGUCUCAGUAUUAUUACACCGAAUACGAAGUUAUGGUGCAGGCAGCUAAUGAUGUUGGGUACGGACCUAAAUCGGAAAUUUUCACCAUUUACAGUGCUGAGGACAUGCCACAGGUUGCACCUCAGCUGGUAACGGCCUUCUCUUACAACGGCACAGCGCUCAACGUAACUUGGAAUCCAAUCGAGCAAACUCGCGAACGUGUUCGAGGCAGGUUGAUAGGACAUCGUAUCAAGUACUGGAAAGAAAACGGUCGCGAAGAAGAUGCCGUAUACUAUUUAUCUCGUACUACUCGUCCCUGGUCGCUCGUCGUCGGUUUACAGCCUGACACUUACUACUAUGUCAAGGUCAUGGCUUACAACUCUGCCGGCGAAGGUCCUGAGAGUGAGCGCUAUCUGCAGAGAACAUUCCGUAGGGCGCCACAGAAACCACCUUCUUCCGUUAAUGUGUUCGGUCGGAAUCCAACAUCCGUGCGUGUCACCUGGCGUUACGUGCAGAAUCCCAACGGUGAGGAGCCAGUCAUCGGUUUCAAGAUUCGCGUCUGGGAAACUGAUCAGGAUAUGAGCACUGCCGUGGAUACUCUUGUACCUCCAGAUGCUAUAGUCGCGAUCAUAGAAAAUCUUGGAGUUGGGAAAGAAUAUUUCCUUCGUAUGUUGGCUUACAGCAACGGAGGGGAUGGACGUAUGUCCAGCCCAGCGCACAGAUUUAGAAUGGGCGACGCUACCGAUUACGGUAAUGACGCGUCCAGGAGAAAACUGGAUUCAAUGUUACUAAUAGUCUCGAUUCUCUUUUUGAAAGUUUGGAAAUUCAUUUAAAAUUAGGCGUUAAGUUGAUGCAUCAUUGAAUGGACACAUGUUUCCAAUUUUCUAAAAACGCGUUUAUUUGCCAAAAAGAUGAAAUUCACUUUUCAGUAAUUUGAAUUGUGUAGAUAGAAAAUGUAUGAAUUAUCGCAAUGUCUAAUUCAACAUAAGAAAGCAUGGCCAAUUCGUAUAUAUAUUUUGAUUAUAUAAUUAUUAUUAUUUUUUAGUAGAGAAAAAACAUACAGUUCAUUCGAUGAUAAACAACCUCCUAAUCAUAAAUGUGAUUUAAACAAACUAAAUAUAGUUUUAAUAGAAACAUCACGCGGUAUACUGCAUUGCAGUAAUCAAUUUUUUUACUAACGCUUAUAUGAAGCACAAUUUUUAAAUAGCAUACGCUGAAACAAUUUUAGCUAUAGCCCCGAUGGCGGAGAAAGGCCUUAAAAUUUCCUUCAUCCUCUAUUAGCGGAUAUGAAACAUUCAUCCUAAUAAUUCACGUAAUUAAAAUCUUAUUAAAGUUACUAUAAUGCGAUAGAUUUACAACUAUAGAUCUGAAAUGAAUCUCUGACAAAAUGCAAUUUAUAUACUAAUAUACACUUCUAUAAAGAUGUAUAUUUUUUAUAAAAAAAAGUCUCUCAAAGAGAACGAAAAUUUUUUAACAUAUAUACGCACAUUAGAUAUUCAUUAUAUCUAGAUUGUUAAUAUUAACAUAUUUUUUAUAUCACUAUGUAGUAUUUUUGGAACCAUGAAUCUCUAAUGGUUGUAUCAUGAUUACCUUAACAAUUGUAAAUAUUGUACGAUUAACGCUGAUAAUUUGCUUCACUAUUGUGCAAAAGAAAUAGUGGAUGUAACAUAAUUAAGACUACUCUAUUUUCCGUCCAGAAAUUCAGGUAAUAAUGUAUUUUAAGAUUUUUACCGGAUAUUAUAUGCAUAGAAAGAUUAAUAAUUUUCUUUAUAAGUAAAUUUUUAUAGCAAAUUUUUUUAUACCGUCCAUUGUGCAUUAUUUUAACAGCUUAUAUAGUAAGCAAUUGACACAAUACUUUAUUAGUAUUAAAAAAAAAAAUAUUGUAUGCACGCGCACUGAAAUUUUCCGAAUCUCAUUUGAAGAUAUUUGCCAUUAAUUAUUAUUAUCUACAUCUAUACGAUUAAGCAUUCUUUUUGUAUCCUUAGUUUAAUUCUUAUCCAGUAUAUAUAUAUAUAUAUAUAUAUUUCGUUCUGUGUAUUAUUGUCUUCAACAUUGUUAAAUUGUAUAAAAAUGAAAACAAAAUAAAGUUUUUUACUUUUAAAACAGAA
Nasonia vitripennis (jewel wasp) is the source of this 5064-nucleotide messenger RNA. RefSeq names its product contactin. Lineage: Eukaryota; Metazoa; Arthropoda; Insecta; Hymenoptera; Pteromalidae. Bases 118 to 3789 code for a protein of 1223 amino acids. Gene Ontology annotation, molecular function: protein binding. The record is from RefSeq and is a predicted model, not a curated record. The transcript is spliced from 10 exons. Gene Ontology annotation, biological process: cell-cell adhesion.